This is a messenger RNA of Aureococcus anophagefferens, 915 nucleotides long. Its product is annotated as expressed protein. The record is from RefSeq and is a predicted model, not a curated record. Gene Ontology annotation, biological process: protein transport to vacuole involved in ubiquitin-dependent protein catabolic process via the multivesicular body sorting pathway. Gene Ontology annotation, cellular component: late endosome membrane; ESCRT II complex. Gene Ontology annotation, molecular function: ubiquitin binding. Lineage: Eukaryota; Pelagophyceae; Pelagomonadales; Pelagomonadaceae. The transcript has a single exon. Bases 1 to 915 code for a protein of 304 amino acids.
AUGGCCCUCGACAGCGUCGUGCGCGUGACCGUCGGCGAGCGGAAGCGGUUCCUGAAGAAGGCGCGGCUCACCGUCGAGCUCCAGGGCGCCGCGGGCACCUGCGCCUUCGACGCGCGCGACGCGUUCCGCCGCGACGCGUUCGCCAAAGCCUGCGAGCGCGCGCUCGUCGCCGCGCGGCGGCGGACCGCGAGCGGCUUCACGACGCAGACCGCGGGCAUCGCGGGCCUCGCGAGGAAGCGGCGCGCGAAGCGCGACGAGGCCGGCGCCCUGGCGGCGGAGACGCGCGACGACGUCCGCGCGCUCAUGGCGGAGGCGUCGGCCGUCGUCUCGAUGCUGAAAAAGUACCAGGCGCGCGCGGACCGCGCGUCGGGCGACGACGCCGCCCUCGGCGCCGCGCGGCAGCUCGGCGCCAUGCGCGUCGCCGACGACGACGCCGCGGCCGUCGACGCGGGCGACGGGAAGUUGCUGGCGGACGCCGCGGCCGCGUUCGCCUCAAAACUCCUCGGCGCCGGCGCCGCGAAGAGCGUGACGCUCACGGACCUCUGGUGCCGCUUCAACCGCGCGCGGGGCGCCUCGGGCCUCGUGUCGCCCGAGGACUUCGCCGACGCCUGCGGCCGCUACCUCGACCGCCGGUCGCCCGACUUCUCGCGCGACGCGCCCGCGACGCUCCGCGUCUUCCGCAGCGGCGUCAAGGUCGUCGCCCUCGCCGACGACGAUACGCGGGCCCGCGUCGUCGCCCACGCCGCGGGCGGCGCGACGGCCAUGGGGCUCGCGGUCGCGCUCGCGGUCCCGCCCGCGCUCGCGGCGGAGCUGCUCGCGGACGCGGAGCACGACGGCGCGCUCUGCCGCGACAAGUCGAGCGCCGGGCUGGCCUUCUACCCCAACGCGUUCGCGACGCGGGGGGUGGCUGCUUAG